AAUCGAAAGCGCUUCCGGGAACGAGAUUGGAUUUGAGUUGGAGAAACAAGGCAGUCCAAUUUUGUUGGCAGUGUACUUAAGGACUUCACUAUGGCUGCUGAGUUGGAUUUUUCACCCCCUGAAAUCCCAGAGCCUACCUUUAUGGAAAACAUCUUACACUAUGGGCUUUUCUUUGGUGCCAUUUUCCAGCUCAUUUGUGUUCUGGCGAUAAUCCUCCCUGUUCCAAAGACAUAUAAAAUGGAUACUGAAUGCUUUGAAACAAAAAGUGCUGAAGUAGUCAAGAAACCCAAAAUUGCUGCUAUCUCAGUGAACAAGAAGCUCAAAAAAGAAACAAAGAAGAAACGGUAAAAUGGUAUCAUGAUGAAAUUUUCACAGCAACCUUUUGGCAACAAGUCAAAUUGCAGUGAAGAUGAUGUUGGCGAAAAAUGAACAUCCAAAUAUAUUUGAUAAAGCUGUCCUUAUUCUACUUUUGAGGAAGUAGAUAACACUUUCUAAAAUGGCUUGAGAUUUAUUGUUUCACCUGAUCUGUAAUAAAUAGCCUGUAAGAUUAGUGAGAAAUAUUGGCUCAGUAACAGGAAAACAAUCUUUUCUUUGGUCAGUGUUUGAGAGACAACUGGAUCAUAGGCAUGUCCCAUCUUUUAAACAAAGGAAUCAAAGCACUCUACUACUUUUGUAUGUUAGUAAUAUAAUUGUUUAUAUUAUUGUUAUUCUUUCCUUUUUUUUAUUAAAAAGAGUCCUAAUAACUGUGUCUGAGUUUAGCUUUUUUGGAAUUUGAGAAUUCUUUGGCGUUUUACUGUUGUCCUAUUCUUGUGUAUAAUAAACCAAGUUGUUUAAAUUA
Protobothrops mucrosquamatus (brown spotted pit viper) is the source of this 838-nucleotide messenger RNA. RefSeq names its product mannosidase beta like (gene MANBAL). Gene Ontology annotation, cellular component: membrane. The record is from RefSeq and is a predicted model, not a curated record. NCBI's taxonomy places the organism in Eukaryota, Metazoa, Chordata, Lepidosauria, Squamata, Viperidae. The transcript is spliced from 3 exons. The coding region runs from base 91 to 348 and encodes 85 amino acids.